AUGGCGGUGAUAGCAAUGCCAACUUUUGACUCCACCGAGAGUUCCUUGAGCGCCUUAACUGAUGACUGCAAUUUCAGCUAUGAACCCUUGCUGCAGCAGCAGCAGCAGCAGCAGCAGACAUACAAGCAGGAUUGGGUGCAGCAGCAGCAGCAGUGCAGCAGCUGCUGCAGCAAAAGGGCUGCUGAGAGUCAGCUGCUGCGGUUCGCCAGGGACAAGGAACGGCGGCUGCUAAGAGUUGCUGCUGCGCUGCUGCUGCUGAAUGCUGCUAUUGCUGCUCUCCUCCUAGCUCUGCCUUCUAGCCUGUUGGUGAUAAGCGGCAGCUCGACGUUUGCUUCUGAGUAUCACCAGAUUUCUUUCUUUUCGAUUUUUAAGGAAAGAAAUGAAUACUUUGCUGCAGACGAGCAGCCAGAAGGUGCAGCAGCAGCAGCAGCAGAAGCAGGGACAGCAGCAGCAGCAGCAGCAGCAGGCUCAUCCCCGCAGAGUGGCCUGCAGCAGGAGCAGGAGCAGCAGCAGCAGCAGCAGGGGAGAUACCUGGGGCCCAAGCCCCAGAAAAACAACGGCGGAAGCGGCGGCAGCAGCAGCAGCAGCGGGAGCAGCAGCAGUAGCAGCAACAGCAGCAGCAGCAGCAGCAGCAAAGCUGUGCCUAAGGAGCCUGCUGCUGCCUCCCCAGAAAAGUCUCCCCACAGAUCUCAAGUGCUGCUGCUGGAAACUGGAGACAGAAGAGACACCACAAAAACAGAUUUGCUGCUGCCCUUGGCGCUGCAGCAGUGCGCGCACUCCUGCAAACCAGCAGCAGCAGCAGCAGCAGACUUUCCGGAAAGCUCAUCAGCAGCUUUUGUGCGACGAGCAGCAGCUGUGCUUUGGAAGAAGCUGCAGCACCAGGUGCGGCUGCUGCUGCUGUGCUGCAGCAGCAGCAGACAGCAGCAGCAGCAGCAGCAGCAACAGCAGCAGCCAAUCGACGUGUACGUGCCACUUCCUCUUGGCGGCGAAACUCCGCUGCUCAAAAGCCUGUCUGUACAGUGCAGCGCUGAAGGCAGCAGCAGCAGCAGCAGCAGCAGCAGCAAGAACCGCAGAAAUAGUAACAGCGUCGCUGCUGGAGGGCGUAACAGCCCCGGCCUUGCUGCUGCUGAUGGUGCUGCGGCUGCUGCGCCGAAGCAGCAGCAGCAAGAUGCGUCACUUUGCAGCCAACGCACGCAGCAGCAGCAGCAGCAGCAGCAGCAGCAGCAGCAAGGAUCUUCUUUAGAGUCUCCUGUCUUAGAGAGAACUGCGCGACACUGCGUGGGCAGCAGCAGCAGCAGCAGCGAGAACAAAGCAGCAGCAAAAGCGGCAGCAAGAGCAGCAGCAAGAGCAGCGGCGAAAGCAGCAGCAAAGGCAGCAGCAAAAGCAGCAGCAAACGCCUUGGUGUGGAGCAGCGCAGUCAUUCCUUUGCUGCUCGUUGUUGCAGCCCUUCUGGCAAUCCAGGCGCGCUCAGUUCUAAACCCUAAACCCUAA
Messenger RNA from Eimeria tenella, 1491 nucleotides. RefSeq lists its product as uncharacterized. Lineage: Eukaryota; Apicomplexa; Conoidasida; Eucoccidiorida; Eimeriidae. The record is from RefSeq and is a predicted model, not a curated record. The transcript has 3 exons. The coding region runs from base 1 to 1491 and encodes 496 amino acids.